This is a messenger RNA of Drosophila ficusphila, 645 nucleotides long. Its product is annotated as UPF0389 protein CG9231. The record is from RefSeq and is a predicted model, not a curated record. The transcript is spliced from 2 exons. Lineage: Eukaryota; Metazoa; Arthropoda; Insecta; Diptera; Drosophilidae. The coding region runs from base 74 to 451 and encodes 125 amino acids.
CUUUUCACAACACUAAACGAAUUGCAUAAAAUUCCAGUUCUUUCAUCAGUUAUCUUAAAAACAAUUUUCAAGCAUGCUCGGCAAAACCGCUUUAAUUGGAGCACUGGUGCGGCGUUCCUUUGGGACUAGUAAGGUUCUUAGGGAGACGAUUAAAAACCACGAGCCCAACAAUUUGGAGCGCCGCAUGUUGGUGUGGACCGGUAAAUACAAGUCGCCGGCAGAAGUUCCAAAUUUUGUGAGUCAGGAUGUCAUGGAGCGUUGUCGAAACAAGAUGCGCAUCCGUUUGGCCAACGUAAUGAUGUUAUUUACUAUCGUCGGUUGUGCCAUAAUGGUUUAUAGUGGCAAACAGGCCGCCAAGCGAGGAGAGUCCGUUACCAAGAGUAAUCUUGAGUGGCACAAGCAAUUUCAGGAACAAAGGGAGGGCGAAGCAGCUGCCUCGGCUGCCAAAUAGGAAAGCACAACCCUGUUGAAAACACAUUGGCCGUUUUCGUUUAAAUUCCGAUUAGAAUAUGUUUUUUGGAAUUAAUCACGGUAUCACGCCAAUUCCUAAAGUGGCACGUCGACUUAGAACAAUUCUUUCAAAGCAUGUACACAAAAAUUUGUUAACUCAAAGAUAGUUGUAUUAAAAAAUAUUUUUUGUGAAAA